This is a messenger RNA of Monodelphis domestica (gray short-tailed opossum), 2921 nucleotides long. NCBI's taxonomy places the organism in Eukaryota, Metazoa, Chordata, Mammalia, Didelphimorphia, Didelphidae. The record is from RefSeq and is a predicted model, not a curated record.
GCAGGCCGCUCGGAAGCAGGAAGUUAUUAUCACACCCAGUCCCGCCUCCUGCACUUCCAGAGAUCUGCCUGCUUUGGCCCCUUAACGGGCCAUAGAACUCCCUCCGCGCCGCGCCUCAGGCCUCGGUAAUGAUCGCGUGGAGCCGCGGGACAGCGGGAAGGCGGGCCCGAGUGGGAGGGGCCCGAGGUAGAGGAGCCGGGCCCCUGCGGCGGAGGACGUCUCUCCCCGCCCCCAGGGUACAGCCGCGGGCAGCGUGGGGGGAGCCCUUAGGCUGGACUGAGUUCGAAUUUUGCCUUUAGGAGUCCCUCCGGGCCCGACCCCCUCCCGCCUGUGCCUCCUGGAGCCCCGCCCCUCCCCCCCCCAGGACCUGGGACGCUGCAGCUGGGCGGGGCUGGCUGGGACCAGAACGGAAGUGGAGCCACAGCAGAACUUAGCUGGCAGGGCAGCAUUCGAAUUGCCUGCGAGGGAGCCUGGAGUGCCCGGGAUGGCCCUGCAGACGGACAGACUCCCAGCCCAGGAGGUGGUGACUUUCCAGGAUGUGGCUGUGGACUUCACGUGGGAGGAGUGGCGCCUCUUGUCCCCUCCCCAGAAGGAGCUGUACAAGGAGGUGAUGCUGGAGAAUGUCCGGAACCUGCUCUCUGUGGGGCUUCCAGCUCCCCCUGAAGAUGUGAUCUCUUAUUUGGAGCAGAGGGAAGCCCCGUGGAUGCUGGAGCAAGAAGGCCUGAGGAACUGCUGCCCAGGAGGAGAGAUCAGAUCUGAAAUAAAGGCAACUCUAACAGAGGUGAGCCACUUUGUGGAAGAAAUGGAUCUACAAAGAUUCAUGAGUGAUGGUCCCAAUAACAUGACUCCCAAAGAAUUCUGUGUUGAAUUUCAACAUUUGUCACAUAUUGAACAUCAAAGAAUGCACACUGAGAAAAAAUCUAGUAAAAGUAAACAGUGUAGAAAGUCUUUUAUGCACGGGGCCCGUCUUCCUAGACAUCAGAGAACCCACAUUGGGGAGAAACCUUAUGAAUGCAAGCAGUGUGGAAAGACAUUCAGUCGGAGCUCUAGUCUUGCUAUACAUCAGAGAAUCCACACUGGGGAAAAACCUUAUGAAUGCAAGCAAUGUGGAAAAGCAUAUAAUCACAGCUCCAGUCUUGCUGUACAUCAGAGAAUCCAUACUGGGGAGAAACCUUAUGAAUGCAAGCAAUGUGGAAAGGAAUUCAGAUGGAACUCUGCUCUUGCUCGACAUCGGAAAAUCCACACUGGGGAGAUACUUUAUGAAUGCAAGCACUGUGGAAAGACAUUCAGUCGGAGCUCCUACCUUGCUAUACAUCAAAGAACCCACACUGGGGAGAAACCUUAUGAAUGUAAGCAUUGUGGCAAGACAUUCAGUCAGAGCUCUGGUCUUACUGAACAUCAGAGAAUCCACACUGGGGAGAAACCUUAUGAAUGCAAGCAAUGUGGAAAGACAUUCAGUCAGAGCUCCUCUCUUGCCGCACAUCAAAGAAUCCACACCGGGGAGAAACCUUAUGAAUGUAAACACUGUGGAAAGACAUUCCGUCAGAGCUCCAAUCUUUCUGUACAUCAGAGAACGCACACUGGGGAGAGACCUUAUGAAUGCAAUCAAUGUGGAAAGACAUUCAGUAAGAGCUCCACUCUUGCUGUACAUCAGAGAAUCCAUAUGAGGAGGAACCUUAAGAAUACAAGCUAUGUGGAAAAAUGUUCACAUGUAGCUCCAGUCUUUCUUUUGUGUGAAGGGAAUAUACCCUCUCCCCUUUCUAGGGCACCUUACCUGGCAUGAGCCUGAACUUGACUCAGGCAAGGAUUGCAUGAUGGAAAUCAUUGAGUGAGGAUAGGAUGGGAUUAGGAAAAAGGCAGCAAUAGAGUUGAUAGAUCAUGAUGGGGAAAGGGUCAUGUCCCCUAGACUUCCCCCUUGGGUGACCCAGGGACAAUAGAAAGCCACGGUUGGCUCCUGAGAUGAGAUUUGUGUGAGUUAGCAGGCAGAGGAAAGUUUUGAUAAACUGAGGCAAGAGUGAUAUGCAAGCUUUUUUCUUCCAAUUUUGUUGCUGGCUGGACUUCCCUGUGAGCAUGACUAGGAUGCCCUAAUGGUGGCCACAGACCAGCAAGCUAUAUGGAGCAGUGAAGAAAUUUAUUUCUCGUUUUUCCAUUUUCCUCCAUUUUUUAUUUAAUAAAAUUAAUGGAUACUCAUAAUUUUCCCUCUUACAGUAUACAUCACAGAAACUAGACAUUUACACAGAGCUCCUACCUUGUUCAAAGUCAGACAGUUCACUCUUAUGUCAUAAGCUCUACUAAGAUUAGGUCCAAAUGGACAUAUGAUUUAGAUAUAAAGCAUGAUGCCAUAAGGAAAUUAAGGAAGCAAAUGAUAGUUUACUUUUCAGAUCAGUUUAUUGAUAAAAGAAGAAUUUAUGACAAAAUAAGUAAUAAGAGGUAUAAAAUAGGUAAUUUUUAUUAUAUCAAAUUCAAAACUGUCUGUACAAAUAAAACUAAUGCAGCCAAGAUUAAAAAGUGGAAACAAGUCCCUGAACAAUCUGCAGGGAUCUAGGAGAAAAACACUAUCCAUAAGCAGAGGACAAACUGGGAGUAGAAACACCGAGGAAAAGCAACUGCCUGACUACAGCGGUUGAGGAGACAUGUCAGAAGAGAGACUCUAAACGAACACUCUAAUGCAAAUACUAACAACCUGGCAAUUGGUUCGAAUCAAGAACACGUGUGAUAUCCAGUGGAAUCAGGCGUCGGCUGGGGGGGGGGAGAAAAUAAAUGAUCUUUGUCUAAUGAAUAAUGCUUGGAAAUGAUCAAAUAAAAUAUUAAAAUAUAAAAAAUUUAAAAUAUUUUUUUAAAAAGAGUCUAAAAAAAGGUGGAAACAAAAGUUAUAAUUUGCUUUACAACAAUAUGUCCAAUUAAAUUCUGAUUUUUAAAAA